AUGAAUCCUCUUCAUCAAUUAAUUAACAACAUAUACGACACCCUGAUUGGUAAAAUCCCUGGUGAUGAUGAAACCCUUGUUAAAAUGCAUACAAGACAUCUUGAAGAACUUGGAGAACUAAGUUUUCCUUUGCCGAUGAAAAAUUGGUAUAAUUUAGCAGGAAACCUCAUAGAUAAUCAACAAUCUGUUACAAUAUUCAGUUGUGAAAUGCAAGAAGACGACAUAGACACUGCUUUAGUGAAGUUCAAGUCAAGUUUUAAUGACAAGACAAAAAUAAGAAUUUGCAAAGUUAUUAGGACAAGUGUGCAUUUAUUUCUUGAAAGGCCCUCAUUAUUCAACUGUGGAAUUCGAAUAGCAUUAAAUGAAGCUGAUUCAUAUGGAAAAUGGGCGAUAUUUUCAAAAUGUAUUAAAAUAGACACAAAUUUAGAUAUAAGCAAUGUUGAGGACUUAGAUUUAACUACCCUACGACUAUCAAUUAUCAAAAAAACGUUGGAUAACUUCCUAGAACUUACCACUGACAUGCAAUCUAAUGAAAUAUUGCAUGUCAAUUUAAGCCACAACUCGGGCCAUAAUAAUAAUAUACUUUGCGGCCCAGUAACAAACAACCAAGGCACAAAAGACACAACAAAUAAAGCGAUAGAUAUUUUCAAUAAGAGAAUCUCUGAUAUGAGACUGAUGGCUCAACACAGAUACCGACUAAAUAUCAAAUCUGCUUCCGAGUGGCAAGACUUUUUCAAUAGACUUGGCAGGGCAUCAGUAACUAUUGAAUUACUUUCGAACAAACCACAUAAAUCAAUUAAAAUUGCCCUGAAUGACCUAAGUGGCGUGAAUAAAGGGGCUGCUUUUAUUUUUUAUAAUUGUGCUAGGCUUACAAUUUUGCUUAAAGAAUUUAAUAGUAAAUCUAAUAAAGGAAUAUAUCCUGGUUUACCUAAUUUAGACAAUAUUGACUUUAGUUUAUUGGAUCAACCUGAAGAGUGGGAACUUUUGUAUGUGUAUAUUUUACAAUAUCCAUUUGUUGUCAAAAAUUGUGUUAGAAGUAUAGAAAAAGGCAUUGUAAAUCCACAAAAUUUAGUUACAUUUUUAUCAAGCAUAUCUUCAGUGUUUAGUGUGUAUUAUAGGAGAGUAAGGAUAUUGACCGAACCCAGAGACCAUAUGUUUGGAUUGGUAUUUGCAAGGAUCUAUUUGUUAAAAGCCCUUCAGGUUGUGUUUUAUAAUGCCUUGAGGCUAUUAAAUAUAGAACCUGUUUCAGAGAUGUAA
Ceutorhynchus assimilis (cabbage seed weevil) is the source of this 1257-nucleotide messenger RNA. NCBI's taxonomy places the organism in Eukaryota, Metazoa, Arthropoda, Insecta, Coleoptera, Curculionidae. The record is from the annotation of a GenBank genome assembly.